UACUAAUCACGGCCUGUGCUCGAGGAUCGGGAGGGACGUGCUCACGGAAGGCGGCGCGUUCAUGCUUGUCCGUCUCGCCAGUGGCGAGGUGGAUGCGUUCGACAUGAGAGAAACCGCCCCAAAGCAUGCUUCUGAGGUAGAAUUGAUCACAUUUUGUGUACAAGGACAUGUAUGAUGGCAAUGCCGGUGCGAAAGCUAGCGGGGCGCUAUCUGUAGCGGUUCCCGGGGAGCUAGCAGGACUGGCGGAGGCACGGGAGGCUGCCGUGGAGGAGGCUGGUUGCGCCUUCCGCAGUGAUGGCAGAGAAGGGGUUCAAGAUAUCACCGUAUCUGCACAUGCAAAUGGUGAGUUCGGAGGAGAAUAUCAUGGCGGAUGAGGGGCUCUGCGGUGUGUUCACGAGGAACGGGAGCCUGUUGAAGGCGGGCGACGUUUGCUACAACAAGCAGUUGGUGAAGACGUUGGCUCUCAUCUCGAGGGCGGGGAUAAGGCCAUUUUACAACGGCUCGGUUGGGCUCGGCCUAGUCAGGGAUGUCAAGAAAAGUGGUGGAGUGUUGACUAUGGAGGAUUUGGAGGAGUAUCGUGUGAAAGUGAGGACACCGGUGAGGGCCAACGUCAUGGGACUCGAGAUCAUAGGCAUGCCCCCGCCUUCUUCUGGAGGCGCAGCUAUGGUUCUUGUGCUUAACAUUCUGGCGGGGUAUAAGGAUAGCUCGGAUAUUCCGACCUCCCUUAUGACUCACCGCCAGAUUGAAGCUCUGAAGCACGCGUUCGCAGUGAGGAUGAGCCUUGGCGAUCCGGAUUUCGUGCACGUUGAGCAUGUGUUGAAGGAUAUGUUGUCUCAAGAAUUUGCUGCAGAUUUGAAGAAGACCAUUUUUGAUAAUACAACCUUUAAUUCCAGCCAUUAUGGUGGAAAAUGGAACCAGAUCCAUGAUCACGGCACUAGCCACAUUUCCAUCGUGGACGGACAACGCAACGCGGUCUCCAUGACCACCACCAUCAACGCCUAUUUCGGCUCUAUGUUCAUGUCGCCAGCCACCGGCAUCAUCCUGAAUAACGAAAUGGAUGACUUCUCCGUGCCUGAAGGCAGCACGUCGCCUCCUUCUCCGGCCAACUUCAUCCGCCCCGGGAAGAGGCCAUUGUCUUUGAUGACGCCUACAAUCAUUCUCAAGAGUGGGAAAUUGAGAGCAGUUGUGGGUGCAAGUGGAGGAGCAAUGAUAAUAGCUGCAACAACUGAAGUUUUGGUAAACCAUGUAACAAGAGGGAUGGAUCCACUCUCUUCUGUUCUAGCUCCAAGGUCAUACCAUGAGUUGAUCCCGAACGUGCUACAGUACGAGAACUGGACGGUGCCAACGGGCAGCCAUUUUGAGGUCCCGGUGGAGACGAGGGCUGCUCUGGCAAAGAAGGGUCAUGUUCUUAAAGGCCUUGCCGGUGGCUCAAUAUGCCAAUUUGUGGUUCAACAACUCAAUGGCUCAGCCUCAAAUGCAGGGUUGCUUGUUGGUGUGAGUGAUCCAAGAAAGGGUGGAUUCCCAGCUGGUUAUUGAAAUGAUUCUACGAAUAUCCAACUUAUCCUCAUGUUCUAAAAAUAAAAGUAGAUCCAUGUCAUUUAAUAUUGAAAAUUCGGGUCUAACACCAAUUAAGAA
Messenger RNA from Salvia splendens (bonfire salvia), 1635 nucleotides. Its product is annotated as glutathione hydrolase 1-like. Gene Ontology annotation, biological process: glutathione catabolic process. Lineage: Eukaryota; Viridiplantae; Streptophyta; Magnoliopsida; Lamiales; Lamiaceae. Gene Ontology annotation, cellular component: plasma membrane. The record is from RefSeq and is a predicted model, not a curated record. The coding region runs from base 295 to 1536 and encodes 413 amino acids. The transcript has 6 exons. Gene Ontology annotation, molecular function: glutathione gamma-glutamate hydrolase.